AUGUCUUCCGACCCAGUUGAUGUCCUCAUCAUUGGCGGCGGGCCCGCUGGCUUAACAGCUGCUCUCACUCUUGCGCGUCAACUGCACACAGCGGUCCUCUUCGAUAACCAGUCAUAUCGCAACGGCAAUUCCCCCUUUAUGCACAUGAUCCCUACGUGGGACCACAGAGACCCUGCUCAAUUUCGUGAGCAGGCUCGUCAGGAGAUUCUGUCAAACUACUCCACCAUUAGCUUGGAGAACACGAGUAUCGAAAAGGCCGAGAAAGGAGAUGACGGUCUUUUCAAGGUAACCGACGCAAGUGGGAAUUCUUGGGUAGGAAGAAAAUUGAUCCUUGCCACUGGAUCCCAGGACAUUUUCCCACCCAUACCCGGCUACGCCGAUGCCUGGGGAAAGCGCAUCUUUCACUGCCUAUUCUGCAAAGGAUACGAGGACCGCAGCGCAAAACGGGCAGGCGUCCUCGCCAUACAGUCCGCCGCAAAUGUGCCGAUGGCGAUGCAUCAGGCGGAAAAUGCUGCUCAGCUGGCCGAACAGGUUACAAUCUAUACCAAUGGACAGGAGACACUUGAGUCCCAGUUGGCUACCACAUUGGCAAGCCAGAGCAGCAAUACUGUGUUCAAGGUUGAUAACCGUGAAAUCACCGGUCUGGAACUCAACGGGGAUGUUCUGAGUACUUCGGCCUCCGUUCAGGUCCAGCUUGCCGAUGGUAGCCAGGUCGAAGAGGCGUUUCUCGUGCAUAAUCCCAACACCCAGGUCAAGAGCACAUUCGCUACUCAAUUGGGCCUGGAACUUGCACCUUGCUUCGUUCCUGGUACGGGGGAUAUAGCUGCAGCGGCGCCUUUCCACCAGACCAGUAUCCGGGGCGUUUUUGCUGCGGGUGAUUGUAUUACUCCGUAUAAGGUGGUUGCGGGUGCCAUUUCUAGCGGAUGCAAUGCGGCUGUUGCGGCUUCGGCGCAAUUGUUGGCAGAAAAGCAUGGUCAUCAGCCACUUUUCUGA
This is a messenger RNA of Aspergillus vadensis CBS 113365, 993 nucleotides long. Its product is annotated as NAD(P)/FAD-dependent oxidoreductase. The transcript has 2 exons. Lineage: Eukaryota; Fungi; Ascomycota; Eurotiomycetes; Eurotiales; Aspergillaceae. The record is from RefSeq and is a predicted model, not a curated record. The coding region runs from base 1 to 993 and encodes 330 amino acids. Gene Ontology annotation, molecular function: oxidoreductase activity.